This is a messenger RNA of Moneuplotes crassus, 2238 nucleotides long. The record is from the annotation of a GenBank genome assembly. Lineage: Eukaryota; Ciliophora; Spirotrichea; Euplotida; Euplotidae.
AAAAAUCUGAAAUGGAGCCUUCUCGACCAAAGUCAUUGAUCUUGACUAAAAUUAGUUACAUUAGUCAUAUUGUGAAGUACUAUGGCUACAUCCACGAGUGAGCGAAGCUCUUCAGAUCUCUAUGUAAAGCUUCUAAACAAGAAUGGGAUAAGAACCAGAGAGCAAUCGUUAAUAUUAUCAUGAAAAACGAAGAAUCGAGGGCAAUAAUGGACUUUGGAGGACAAAUUAACAAAUUAGUUCUGAAUCAUUUGCUCAAAGGAGAUGAGUUCAUCUACUACAAAAUUUCAGUUAUCCUAAAAACCCGCUAUGAUUUUAGACAUAUGGCUAAAUUCAUAAGCCGAGUCCAUGCUCGAAGCACUGAGUUAAGAAUUCUCAUCCCAAACUUGUUUAAGAAGAUUAUAAUAAACUGCAGUGAGGAUGGUGAAAAUCUUCUUUCAUUCGUCAAAAUUUACAAAGAGUUGGGGUUCAACCUGGAUAACCUUGACUUCAUUUGUAUUUAUGAGCUCCGAUUCAUGAUUGAUACCCUACAGUAUGAGACUACUCUAAAACACUGAGAGAAAUCUAGCAGAUGAAACACUAUGUAUAUCGAUAGAAUAAAGCUGACAGAGGACUCCAUUUUGCUAAAUUACGAUGAGUGAAAAGUUAUGUGGCUAAAUCUUCAUCAAACAGAUCUCACUGUCCCACUUAAGAAGACUUUUAAAAUACUCAAGUUGAAAUUCUCGUAUUUCCCUUUACUAAUAAGGGAGAUUGAGAGGCUGAAAAUUAAGAAUGAAGUCUGCCACUCUUUUAACAUUUCUGGAACAUUUGACAGGUGAGUUGGUAUGGAUUUUUCAGAGAAGAAAGCACCCUUAGAAGAAUUCCUUAUAAACUGAAACUCAGCACUGAAGUACUUUCCAAAAGUUACUAGAAUUAUCUUAGACACUUUUGAUUCUAUGAAAAUGUUUAUUAACUGCAGGUUCUUCACUAAAGAUUGGGAUGAAAACUACAAAAAUUGUCAGAAAAUAAACUCGCUUUGUUACAGUUCCCAACAAAUGGAUGGGUCUGAGUGAUUGAUCCUGAACAAAGUUAAUGUUGAAUUCAUCAUGAAGGUCCCUAGCAAAGACACUAAAAGUGGCAAGUUUGUUAUACUCAGAGCUGAUAUAUUCUCAGUCACUUGCUAUGCUUACUCCUGAUUCGAGAAGAUAGACGAUGCAUUGCUCUUAAGAUUAGUUCCUGAACAAUAUUUGUGACCAGCAAGGAAAUAAAAUUGUUUCAAAACUCAUACAAUACAUGAAGCUAAGCAUCGAAAACUUUGAGUUAAUCUGUGAUGAGAAAGUAGCUGAAAUGGAUGGAAAAUAUUGAGACGUCAUCAAGAAGCUAUCCGUUGUUGAUGGACUCAAAGUAGGGGAUAUCUGAGUCUUGGAUGUCCAACAAAAGAUUCCUAAGCCUAGUUAUGAAUGUAUAAUGAUAACUACGAACAUUUCCCAAUUUUGAAAAGAAUCAAAUCAAGAUAUUAGGGAGCUUGAGAUCAUGCAAGAGGCCAAGUUUGAACAAGAAAUAAGAAAAUGUAGUACAAGCUACAGAAUUCAGGCUUUUGUUUUCUUGCUUUCUAAGAAAAAUAAAUGAGUUAUGUUUAAAAAUAUCUCUGAAAUUGUUAAAGAGCUGAAGAAUCAAAUAGUAUCGCUUCAUUUUGUCGAUAAAUUACAACAGCCUCUUCAUUUGACAAGUCUUGAUGAAAUAUUUGGAAGGUCUAGAGCUUUUGAACCCUCAGAUAACCAAAAUAGUGGAGGCUCCAAAGAUGAAGAAUCUAAACUUCCCCUAGAUGGCAUAAAUACAAUCAAAAUGAAUGCUUGCAGUAAGCCUGUCUCAGAGCAAACAGUGUUUUUGAGUUUUGUUGAAUCUCUUUCCCAAUGCCGCCUUCUUGAAUUCAUGUCUGACAUAGCGCUACCUAAUGACCCUAUUUGCACUAAUGAGUUAUUGCAAUUGUUCUGAACCAACCCUUCAUUGAGAUAUCUUGAGCUGGUUUUCGACCAUAAAAAUAGUGUACUGAAAGUACUUGGAGCUCUCAAAACCAACUUUGGGUUAAAGACUCUGAUCUUAAGUGAAAGCCACUCAUACACAAAGCAAGAACAGAGAAGACACGUACAAAAAGCAAAGAUAUUUGAAAAAGGCAGAACUGAGUUAGAACUAAUGAUUUACCUAAACAAUGAAGCAGUGUAUCCAGAUGUUUUCCCACCAUUUAGCACUUAUUACCUAUAA